AGCAUGACUGUGAGAAUUUCUAACGCAAGUUACUGGUUGACUUGUUUUUGGGUUUGUCAAAGAAUAUAGCCAGGCUUUUCUUUGACAGCAGUUCAGUUCCAGCACACUCAAUCACCUCCCAUAAAGGAAAAUGGACAGCAUAUUUAGGGAACUGACCCGUGGGAAAGCGCUGAUGUUCAUUUUGAUUUUGGGCAUCGGGGGAAGCUUUCAAACUGGCUUCCAUAAUACUGCAAUGAGUUCUCCCUCGCCGUACAUCAAGAAUUUUAUCAACAGCAGUUGGUAUGAGAGAUAUGAAGAGUACCCACCUUCAGCAACAGUCAACCUCAUCUUCGGCGUCAUUAUCUCUACAUAUGCAGUGGGUGGGUUGUUUGGCGCGGCCAGCGUCAAGUUCGCCACUGGAAAGUUUGGAAGGAAAAAGAUUCUGAUUGGGACCUGCCUCUUCUCAGUCGUUGGAGGAGUAAUCAUGCUGACUAGUAAAAAUGCAAACUCCUUUGAAAUGAUCGUGGCUGCACGGUCGAUGAAUGGUUUUGGAGCAGGCCUGGGUGGAAGCGUUCAGCAGAUUUACCUGAUGGAGUCCUCCCCCAAACAGCUUAGAAGCACAUUGAUGCUCAGCAAUGUAUUUUUCCUCUCUCUGGGAAAACUCUCCGGACAAGUCCUCGGACUAAGUGUGCUGUUGGGUCGUGAACACCUGUGGAACAUCCUGCUCUUUGCUCCCGCGUGUCUCGUCGUCGUCCAGCUGCUCGCCCUGCCUUUCUUCCCCGAGGCGCCCCGAUACCUGCUGAUGGAUGGAGGGGACAUCGUCGCCUGCCGGAAAGCACUGCAGAGACUAUGGGGCCCUGGCGAGUACCAAGUGGAGAUAGACGAGAUGUUGGCGGAAAGAGCGGCCUCUAAAGGGGUCCAAGUUAAAAGCCUGCUGGAGUUUCUUCAAGACAGUGGCAUCAGAAGUCAAAUCAUCGCCAUUGCGAUCCUCUCAGCCUGCAUCCAGUUGUCAGGGAUGUCUGCAAUCAGUACCUUCUCAUUUGACAUUUUAAAUAAGGCAGCAGUCCCGGUUGACCAAAUCCGUUACAUCACGCUGGGUUUUGGAGUAUCAGAAGUUCUUGCCACCAUCACCUCUACCCUGAUUGUAGAGCGCAGCGGACGUAAGCCCCUCCUGCUGGGAGGUUUCAGUAUCAUGUUCACUAUGCUGCUGUUGAUAACCAUCAUGCUCAACCUUAAGAAUCCUGCCCCAUGGGUUGCAUACUGCACCGCUGCUUUGUUCAUGAUCUUCAUCAUGUGUGUCAGUGGAGGACCUAGUGGAGUUAACAUGGCCCUCAUCAACGACAGCUUUGAACAGUCGCAUCAUCCUGCUGCCAUGACCCUCAAUGGCUUACAGAAAUGGGGCCAGUUCGCUGUCCUAGGCCUUGUCUUCCCCUUCAUCAAUGAAGGCCUGGGCUCUUACUGCUUCUUGCUGUUUGCCUGCUUCUGCCUGCUGGGGGCGCUGUACAGCUUCUUCCUGGUGCCCGAGACCAAGGGCAAGUCCCCAAAGGAGGUCUCCCAGCAGUUCAAAAGACUCGCUGUGGGUGGGAAGUUCUUUGGACGGAAUCAAUUCAUGGAGACCAGGUUGUGAACUGGGCCGAUUGUUUGGAAGCAAUUUUAUGACAUUUUGAUUGUACAUUUGUAUUUACUAGACUGUUGAUCGGAUAUAAGAAUUUGACAGUCCACUUUUGUUUGAUUAAAAGAAAAGCAAAAUGUG
Gadus morhua (Atlantic cod) is the source of this 1732-nucleotide messenger RNA. It is a transcript of the gene slc2a9l1, whose product is annotated as solute carrier family 2 member 9, like 1. Lineage: Eukaryota; Metazoa; Chordata; Actinopteri; Gadiformes; Gadidae. Bases 131 to 1606 code for a protein of 491 amino acids. Gene Ontology annotation, cellular component: plasma membrane. Gene Ontology annotation, biological process: dehydroascorbic acid transport. The transcript has 12 exons. Gene Ontology annotation, molecular function: D-glucose transmembrane transporter activity. The record is from RefSeq and is a predicted model, not a curated record.